UCUGGGGAGGAGGGGAAGGUUUAUUUGGCGGCAGCGCGGGCGGCAAGGGCACUCUGCUCACGAGGGAACCUGCGGGGACAGGGGCGCGUCCUCCCGCUUCCCUUGUUAGCCCGGCUCAUCCUGCGCAGACAUGCACCAGUGGUGGCCGGGCAGCCCUCGGGGCUGUGCCCCCGCGCCUGGGCUCUGAGUGCCUUCGGGCGCCUGGGCUCACAUCACUGAGCCGCUGCCGGCUCCGGACCCGGCAGCCAACAUGCGCUGGGUCUGGGCGGCCGCCGCGGCCCUCCUCUGGCCGCAGCUCACGCUCCUCGGGGGCGUGAGGGCCCGGCGGGAGCCCAAGAGGCCACGGAAGCCCGGCCAGCACCCCGCAGCCCCCAACGCCACCACGUCCAGCAGCGAGGGGCUACUGGGCUUCCCCAAGCUGCCUGAGGCCUCAGGGCCUGAAUUCACAGAUGCCCACAUGACAUGGCUGAACUUUGUCCGGCGCCCCGAUGAUGGGGCCUCAAAGAAACGGUGCCGAGGCCAGGACAAGAAGUCGCGAGGCCUCUCUGGCCCCCCAGGGCCUCCUGGCCCCCCUGGCCCCCCAGGACCCCCCGGUGCGGAUGUCACCCAGGAAGCUGUGCUUCGGGAGUUUCAGGGGAUGCUGAAGGAGGCUACCGAGCGUCGGUCCUCGGCGCUGCUGGGCCCCCUGCUGCCCGAGGGGACGGAGAGGUGGCUGGUGUCCGAGGCCUUCCACUGUCGGCUGAAGGGCCCGGUGCUGGUGGAGAAGAGGACGCUGGUGGAGCUGCAGGGCUUCCAGGCCCCCACCGCCCAGGGUGCCUUCCUUCGGGGGUCUGGCCUGAGCCUGCCCUCCGGUCGGUUCACGGCCCCGGUGACCGCCAUCUUCCAAUUCUUCGCCAGCCUGCACGUGGACCCCAGGGAGCUGCAGGGCAGGGCCCGGCUGCGGGCCCGGGACACAGUGCGUGUGCUGGUCUGCAUCGAGUCCCUGUGCCAUCGCCACACGUCCCUGGAGGCCAUCUCCGGCCUGGAGAGCGGCGGCAGGGUCUUCACGGUGCACGUGCAGGGGCUGCUGCAGCUGCAGGCGGGACAGUACACCUCCGUCUUCGUGGACAACGGCUCCGGCACAGCCCUCACCGUCCAGAGCGGCUCCAGCUUCUCCGGCCUGCUCCUGGGCACGUGAGGGGCCGAUGGGCCGCGGGGGAGAUGCCGUCACCCUCACCCCGCUGCCCUCUGGUGAACCUGGGGUCACAGCAAUAAAGAGCCCCCAGCCCUU
Molecule: messenger RNA, 1270 nt
Organism: Balaenoptera acutorostrata (minke whale)
Lineage: Eukaryota; Metazoa; Chordata; Mammalia; Artiodactyla; Balaenopteridae
Gene: C1QTNF12
Product: C1q and TNF related 12
Exons: 8
Coding region: 251-1177 (308 amino acids)
Biological process (GO): positive regulation of D-glucose import across plasma membrane; negative regulation of gluconeogenesis; positive regulation of insulin receptor signaling pathway
Molecular function (GO): hormone activity
Source: RefSeq, a predicted model, not a curated record